Messenger RNA from Arthroderma uncinatum, 1452 nucleotides. RefSeq lists its product as uncharacterized. The record is from RefSeq and is a predicted model, not a curated record. Gene Ontology annotation, molecular function: heme binding; oxidoreductase activity, acting on paired donors, with incorporation or reduction of molecular oxygen; monooxygenase activity. Lineage: Eukaryota; Fungi; Ascomycota; Eurotiomycetes; Onygenales; Arthrodermataceae. The coding region runs from base 1 to 1452 and encodes 483 amino acids. The transcript is spliced from 3 exons.
AUGUUCGUCGAUUACCUACGAACGGCCUUGACGCAGCCGAUCAAUAUAAUACCAGCAGUUAUCAUCCUCGUCGUCAUCUUCAAGGCUCGAGCAUGGUACAAUGACAACGGAAUUCCUUCCGUCAAAUCAAAUAUACCAAUAAUUGGAAAUCUUCUUGAUUAUGCUAAGGAUAUGGAAGGAUAUGUUCGAGAAUCUGGCAAGAAGUACGGACAGGUUUUCCAAAUCAAUCUCCUCCUAACAAAUACUAUCUGGCUCAAUGGUCCUGCCUUAAACAAGGAGUACCUUUUCGCUCGUGAAGAUGUUUGGUCGUUCGGUGAUGGGAUGGGAGUAUUCCUUAACAAGGUCGUUGUUCCAAACUUUUUCGAUCAGCUCCGUCUCCUGGUGGGAUCCCUCAGCCGAGGAAUCUCUAACAAUGCAGCUAUCGCACAUUACACCAACCUGGCCGGCAUUGAGACCGAGAAAGCAAUUGCAGACUGGGCAGACCGCAAGGAGCCCCUUUCCCUUUUCAAAGACACUUCAUACAUCGUGCACAAAAUCAUUGUUCAGUGUAUGAUGGGCCCAGAUUUUUACGACGCCGCAGACGAGCUUUUCGACCUACUCCACGUCAUGGAAGCGAACCUUGGUAGCAUUUGGAACUUCAUCCUUCCAGAAUGGCUUCCUCACCCAACUGCUAAAAGACUAUGGGCUGCUCGUGACCGUACCAGCGAGAUCUUCAAAGUUCGCCUUGCUGCUCGUGAGAAGGAGCCUGAGAAAUGGAAGAAGGAACUAGAUUACAUUUCCUAUACUCUCCGUGACCCAGUCACUGCACAUUUGAAGGACAAAUAUAGUGCCCUUCACACGGUGCUGAUGUUCGCUGCCCACACCAGCACAGUUGCUGGUGUUGCCUGGACCAUCAUUGAGCUCCUUAAAAAGCCUGAAUAUCUCGAACGGCUUCGCAAGGAGCUCGCUGCCAACCCAAACCCAGAUAAAUCCGAGUUCCUUGGUGCUCUAAUGAAGGAGACUGUCCGCCACUAUGUAGCAUUCAAUGACCUUCGUUUCACCCGUCAGGCCAAGACGCUUGCUAACGCUGACUCCAAAAAAUCGAUCAUCAUCCCAGCAGGUACUAUGGUCUCCAUCUCACCUUAUAUCACUCAUCACGACCCUAGCAUCUGGGAAAACCCUCAUGAAUAUCUGCCAGAGAGAUGGAUUGAAGAUCCCAACUUGCAGAAGAAGAUGAACGAAGGAAAUAACAUUCGCUACUUGCCUUUUGGAGCUGGAAGUCAUCGUUGUCCUGGCGAGAGGAUGGCUUUGAUGAUGAUGAGAACCAUUGUUGCCAAGAUUGUGAUGACUUGUGAUAUGGACUGGCCCGCUGGCGAGGCUAACCAGAACACCACUAAUUUGGACUUCGGCAAAAUUGGAAGCCCAUGGCUCAAGGGUGACAUCCGUGUUAAGAUUCAGCCCAAGGCAAAAUAG